AUGAAUAGCUCAGACACGGUCUCGCAGGCGCCCACCUGGGCCGCCCAAACAACAGAAGACGAGGACCUCGAUGAACCACCCGAGUUAAAGCUUCACCAUCCCAAACCCCAGAAAUUUCCGAGAGCUGCCAUUCGACGACCUUCGGAGCAGCCCUCGCUCCUCACCAAGGCGCUGAAGGAGCAGGAUCACGAUGAUUUCCGUGACCCUCCCCGAUCCAUACUCACCACCGGGAGCCUGCGUCGUCGCUCCAUGGCAAGCACCGUCAGCAUCGCCUCUACUGCCGACCUAACUAGCGACACCGGCCAGACCAGCCCUUCCCGUACCAACACACCGAGCCCGCCCAUUCCCGAGAUGUCCAUGCUACGUCUCAAUCGAGACGGUUUUCGUAUCAGCCCUAACGCUGUUGUUUCUGGUCACACCACUGGGGAGCAAGGCCAGGAACCUCCCAAGGAGGUACCUCGCAAACGCUGCAUCCAGUUUGCUUGUGCUGCGAAACCUCCACUGGAUGCUUCCGCCAACCGGGUUCCAUCAGCGGAGGUCAUCGCACCGCAGGAGCCAAGACGCUCAUGCAUACGUUUUGCUUGCCCUCCUCGCCCUACGGAGACUCAAAACACGCCUCCGAGAGCCUCGGAGCCGACGCUUGCAUCCACUUCGCUUCCCACCACGGAGUCGCCGUCUACCCCAAGGAAGACUUCGGCUCUUGCGGCUGCUUUGGCUGCCAGCCCUGUUACCGUCCGCCGUCUUUCUAACGGCCCUCAGAUCACCAGGCCUAGAUUUUUACGCGCCAACUCAAAGGACCUCGUCAAGGAUUCCUCUCAGUUUCACGAAUUUGCCAGUGGCAUUACCCGUGAAGAUGACUGGAUUCGCCAGGACAACAACUCCGCCAUUCGCACCAAGCUCACUAUCAAUGACACUCUCGCCAAGGAACUCAACUUUCGCCGUCUAGCUGAUGAGGCCGAGGAGGAAGCCCUCCUUGAAGAAGAUGAGGACAAGAAUGCGGACGAGGAUGAGGAUGAGGAUGAGGAUGAUGACGAGGAGGAGGAGGAGGAGGACGAUCAAUAUGACAUCUCUGAGGAUGAAGAUGACGAGGACGAUGAUGAUGAUGUCGAUUACUGCGACGGUUACUCUACCGAUGAGGAAACUGGCUUUGCUGACUCGGACGAUGACGAAGAGGAUGAGAACAUGAUUCUCUGGACGCCAAGCCAUGGCAACGCCGCUGCCCCAAGUUCCGGUGCCAAUCUCGCCCGCCGCCCGUCAGCUGCUUCCCAGUUUUCGGAUUGCUCCACCAUCUCGAAUCUCAGUCGCAAGACUGGCCGCCGCGCUAAGCCUCGCAAUAUUCACUCGGAUCAUGAGGCGCAUGAUCUACCGGACAGCACCGACUUCGUCUGCGGCACUCUGGACGAAGAUCGACCCCUGGAAGAGGCUUACUUGUCUUGCCUCGCUGCUCGCCGAAAUGAGAAGCUGCGCCUCAUUCCGCAGGAUAUCGACCCUAGCUUCCCAACCUCUGAUCCUGAGAAUGAUGACGAUGACGACGAUCAUCGCAAUGGCAGCGAAGAAGCUUCUUGGAUGCCCGCCAAGAUGGAUGACAUCCACCACGAGGACAGAUCUCGCCGCCGCAGGAAGAGUGAGCAGGCUUCGCCUCGCAAAUAUCACUCCCCUCCACCCCGGCGACGCCUCUCACCAGCCCCCAAAACCCGUGCUCGCUCUCCGAAGCCUCUCUUUGAUCGUCGCUCACCCCGCCGCAUGCGCUCCCCUGCUCCCCCGGCUCUCACCACACCCCUCCAGUCUCCACGCCAGGGCGAGCCGGUUCAAUUCAAACUUGCUGGACGUCCUGAUGUGACCCAUACUAAGUCGCUGCCGCGACCAGCUGCCAUGUUCCGCAUUAAGCAGCAUCGCGCACCGAAACGGCAGGACGAUGAGCUUCACGUUCGCGGCGCAGUUGAUAUUGUCAAGGGACUUGAAAAGAAGCGCCAGAGGCGCAAGGAGAAGUUUAAUCAGAAAUACUGCAACAAGGCUCGACGUGGCCAGAUCCCCGAGCGGAAGACACAACCUGGCCGCGGCGCUGAGCGCAUGAAGGAACUCGGCUUGCUUAUGGCAGGUAAAAAGGACCCUGGCAACUACGUGCUAUCUGUCUAG
Molecule: messenger RNA, 2136 nt
Organism: Cordyceps fumosorosea ARSEF 2679
Lineage: Eukaryota; Fungi; Ascomycota; Sordariomycetes; Hypocreales; Cordycipitaceae
Product: GTP-binding protein SAR1
Exons: 1
Coding region: 1-2136 (711 amino acids)
Source: RefSeq, a predicted model, not a curated record